Molecule: messenger RNA, 1517 nt
Organism: Cherax quadricarinatus
Lineage: Eukaryota; Metazoa; Arthropoda; Malacostraca; Decapoda; Parastacidae
Source: RefSeq, a predicted model, not a curated record
UAAAGUUUUAGCAGUAGAAUCUAUUUCAUUUGGAAAAAAUCUAAAAUCUUUAUGGUAUUUUUUUACGAAUAAAAGGCAUCAUAGGGCUUGUAUUAAGUUAAGCUGGGCUAGUCUCACGGGAGCCACAACAGCCGUUGGUACUGCGGAAGAUGAAUGUGACGGCGAACUGCAGUGAAGCUUGCCCGAACUGUACUGAAACUGGUGAGAUACCACCUUAUUACCGUCUUACCUCCCCUAACCUCCUGCUGGCUGCUAUUGUGCACUGCUACGUCGUCUUCGCCCUCGGGUCCCUCGGUAACAGUGUGGCACUAUGGUGCGUGGUGACAUGUAACAAAACAAAACCAGCAGUGAAGUUACUGCUGUACACUGUGUUCUUGCCCCUCCUGCUGCUGUGUCUGGUGACGAGACCUAUUGCUGCACAGGUCAUUACAGCCAUCCUCACAUGCGAUGUAGUCAGUUUCAACAGCUCUCUCAAGUAUGUUCUGCGAAUCGUGUAUAGCACUCUGGCUCAAAUGGAGCUGCUAGCUAUUGCUGCAGUGUCCUUCUUCAGAAUGAAGGCACUGUGGUCGCCCCAAGUACAUAUUCUGAGGCUGCGAGUAGCCGUGGCUGUGGUGGUUUCCAUCGGUUUCUUCGCCGUCCUCACAACACUGGGCGUGACGAUGCCCAAAACUGCUAGGCUACCAGAUAGAUCGCCAGGUGUGGAAGGGAAUCGAUGUGAUCUACUUCCUCUUUAGUACAAUGGUGCCCGUCCUGGUCACCGUCACCUGCUACGCCCUGAUAAUCUUAGCUAUGCGUCGCAACCAGUGUCGUCUGGCCAGUAAUCACACUUCUAGCGUGCACAGGGUUGAAGCUACACGCUCCAUGUUGGCUGUCUGCAUCAGUAACCUGUUCCUCAGCUUCCCUCACUCAGUUUUUCAUCUCCUGGAAGAUCCUUCGUUUACUUUACAUGUAAUUUUUCACAUGUUAUUUUACACUCACUUCAUUGUGGAUCCCAUAGUGUUCGUGGGUUUUAACCAAAGUUUUCGCCAUCGUGUGGUUGAGCGGGUAGGUGCGGGUGUGACCUGGAUGACACAGUGCUGCCCAUGGACCUCACCCACCUCCAACAUCCAUUCGUCCUCAGUCACAGAAACCACUGACCAGAAGUCCUCAGUCACAGUAUUCGAUCUGAAGCCCUCGAUCACGGUGCCCUCCGGCAAGAAGUCCACGGUCACAGAAACCCCCGAGCAGAAGUCCUCGGUCACAGAUCACCAUCAUCGUCUGUGAACUAGCAACCAGCUGUACCAAAGAUUCCAUAUGGUGAUUUGAUAUUUAUAAGCUGAGAAAGAAAUACUCGUCUCAGUAUUGCUGCUGUUAUGCUGUAUUUUGAAUGUAGUAAGAAUUCCAUUAAUUAGUGCUUUUUUACAUUGGUCACUGAGUUUGCAAGAGUGCCUGUUCUUACUGCCAAAGAUGGUUUUGACGACUAGUAAGUAAAGAAAUUCUUUUAGGAAAACGAGUAAAUAAAGUUGCGUCAGAUAUAA